AUCCGCGGCGUAAGGGCGGACGCAGGGCCCCGAGCUUGGUGUGCCCGCCGCGGGGAAGCCAGGGGGAUCGGCCGUGUGACUGUGGAGGGUGGAAACUGUGCAGACAUGGCCAAGUCCAAGAACCAUACCACGCACAACCAAUCCCGAAAAUGGCACAGAAAUGGAAUCAAGAAACCCCGAUCACAGAGAUAUGAAUCUCUUAAGGGGGUAGACCCCAAGUUCUUGAGAAAUAUGCGUUUUGCCAAGAAGCACAACAAGAAGGGCCUGAAAAAGAUGCAGGCAAACAACGCCAAGGCCAUGAGUGCACGUGCUGAGGCUGUCAAGGCCCUGGUAAAGCCUAAGGAGGUUAAGCCCAAGAUGCCAAAGGGUGCCAGCCGCAAACUUGAUCGCCUUGCCUUGCUUGCCCAUCCCAAGCAUGGGAAGCGUGCUCGUGCCCACAUGGCCAGGGAACGCAGGCUCUGUCGGCCAAAGGCCAAAGCCCAAGCCAAGACCCAGGCUACAACUCCAGCUCCAGUAUCAGCAUCAGCUCCGGCUCCCACCCCCAAGGGUGCCCAGGCCCCCAAGGGUGCCCAGGUCCCUGCAAAGGCUCCUUAAUAAAAACCUCUGUGAAUGUGAGGACAGAAGGACUGGUGUGACCCAUGAGCCCCUAUCUAUGGGGACUGGUGUCCUCCUGUGCUGUUUGUAUAAAUAAAUUCAGAGGCAGGAUCUGUUA
Molecule: messenger RNA, 712 nt
Organism: Sciurus carolinensis (gray squirrel)
Lineage: Eukaryota; Metazoa; Chordata; Mammalia; Rodentia; Sciuridae
Gene: Rpl29
Product: ribosomal protein L29
Exons: 4
Coding region: 106-594 (162 amino acids)
Biological process (GO): cytoplasmic translation
Cellular component (GO): cytosolic large ribosomal subunit; ribosome
Molecular function (GO): structural constituent of ribosome
Source: RefSeq, a predicted model, not a curated record